This is a messenger RNA of Xyrauchen texanus (razorback sucker), 2902 nucleotides long. RefSeq names its product trichohyalin-like. Bases 32 to 2902 code for a protein of 956 amino acids. The record is from RefSeq and is a predicted model, not a curated record. The transcript has 22 exons. Lineage: Eukaryota; Metazoa; Chordata; Actinopteri; Cypriniformes; Catostomidae.
AACGAUAACCAAGGUUACAGCUCUUUUGGAUAUGGCCAAGUGGAAAGUACAGAGAAGUCUUUCACCCUUAGAAAACAUAGAUGACCAAGGUUGGGAUUCAGACCUGGACUGCAGGUCUUUCCGACACACUCUUAGAUCCCUAAGUCCCCUUGCGCUCUCAGAUCUGGACUUUUGGGAUAGUAGGUCUCUUUUAAAAGCUCAGACAUCAGCAUGGAGUUGUUUGGGGUUAUCUGGAUCGUCUUUUCAACCAAAAAUCAGUUCCAGCCAGUGUGUGCAGAAACACAGGGAUUUUUUGGGCAUGUCGAAAUGGUCAUCUGCAUCCCGUCUAGCUCCAGAAGGGGCUCCACGGUCACACACAUCUACCGAGGAGCUUGGGCUCAGGGCUGCCCUGGAGGAAAGCACCACGAGGAGGGCAGAGCUCGUCCAGAAACUCUGUGAGGCCAAAGUUCACCUGGACAGUCAGACAGACCUUCGAAAAUCCAGGGAAAACCAGCUUCAGCAAAGCCAGAGCGUCUCGCACAUUAUGGAACUCAAACAGAAGCAGCUGUCUGAAGCAGUUAGUGCCCUUGAACAAGACAAGGAAGCUGCAGAGCUGAGUCGGUUUGAGGAAAGCCGCCGUCACGGAGAGCUGCAGGACAAGAUUCUGCAGCUAGAGAUGGAUAUUUUAAUGAUGAGGUCAAACCUGGAGAGAAGGACCUCCCCUGCCUCACCAAACCUAAAAAACCCUCUCAGCAGGACUCUACCUGUUACAAAAGAUGACAGCCUCAGACAGGGACAGAAGCAUGCUGAAGAAGAGCUAAAGAAGCUGAGAGAAGCUCUCAGAGAUGCUGAGGAAAGAGCCGAUGACCUGAAAUAUGAGAAAGAUGAUGUUCUGAGACAGCUCCACUCUUCUAAAGAGGGUCAGCAGGAGGCUCUGAACCAAGCUGAGGUGCUUACACAAAGACUGAGCAGCUCUGAACAGAUCCAGAUAGAGCUUGAAGACCAGGUAACUGAGUCCCGUAGCCAUCUGGGACAAAUGGAGUUGGAAAGAGACCUGUUGUCCACUAAGAUGCGAAGACUGGAAGACAGUCUGGAUGACCUGAAGGCCAAGCUAUCUGCAGCUUUAAUGGACAAGGACCAUCUUAUCCAGGAGAAAGUUGAAUUGCAUCAAAGAGUCCAGGCUUUGGAACUGCAGUUGCAAAGAGAGCAGAAAGGCAAACAGGGUUUCAAUGAGCAGGUGUAUGAGCUUCAUUCUGAGCUGUCACAAGCUAAGAGCCAGACCAACAGACAGAAGAUGGACACAAUAUUAUUGAAGGAGGAGCUGCUUUCCAUUAAAGAGUUGAACGAAAAACUGUCGUCUGAUCUGAACAAAGCUACUGAGAGGUUACAGGUGACCCUAAACCAACUAUAUGAGCUUGAAGCAGAGAAACUGAUUCAAACCAAUCAGAUCACGGCACUGGAAAAUGAGCGCUUGCAGUUGAUUGGAGAGAAGGAGGCACUGAGAAAGGUCUUUGAUGAUGGAAAUCAAGAUGAGAAUAAAGAGCUAAAAGUGAGAUGCUACCAAAAUAGAGAAUUACAGGACAGUCUGGAACAGGAGAAUCAGAAUCUGCAGGCGAAAUGUGAAGACCUGGAGAAAAGAGUACAAGUCAUGGAGGCGGAGAAUAACAACAAGGAGGAGGAGCUACAGCGUAUGGGGGCAGAUUUUGAGCAGGAGAAGGGGCAGUUAAUGAAAGUGACAGCUCACUGGAAUGAGAGAUGGUUGGAUGUGGCGAUGACGUUGACCUCGACACAGGCGGAACUUGAGAAACUCAAGAAACAACAGCAGGAGAAUGACAAAGUGUCUCUUGAAGAGAUGGAUGGAGAGUUGGUGCAGGUGAAAGCAGAGCUGCAGAGGGUGUGGGACAUGCUGAAGAUCAGAGAUACCCAGCUGGAGGAACAGCAACAGGAACUGCAGUCCGCUCGCAGCAAGGCUUCAGAGAAAUGCAAUGAGGUACAAAGACUGGAGCAGAUACUGGCAGAGAGAGAACAGGAACUUAAAGAAAAGGCGCAAGAUCUGAAGAACCAGGAGAUACAGCGAGAGACAAAUAAAGCAGUGGCUCAGAUCCAGAUAUCUUCUCAAGAACAUGAGCUUCUUGGAAAUAAAGACCUGCAAGCAGGAGAGGAAGUGGUCACUAGUGACUGCAGUCCUCAGGACAUUGAGUCACUGAAGGCCAUGCUGAAAGAAAGCAGAAGGAGAGCUGAACAGCUAGAGCAAGAAAGGGACUACGCCUUACAAAAAUUGCAUCAUAUUAGACCUCCCCAGCAGGUUAAAACAGGAAAAGUAUCGCCACCACCAGAGACCACAAAACAGAGACCUAUUGGUUCGGCGCUUGUAGAUCCUAACCAACAGAGGAGGCUGAUCACUGAGCAGCUGAAAAGUCUGUUCAAAGAGAGAGAGCAGCAUGGAGAUAGGUCUCCAGUGCUCCCAAAAAGACCUGGCUUGUUCGAGAAUGAGGUCCCAAAUGCUAAAAGUACAAUGAACCAGAAUGCUGUUGAAAGUCAGGGAAGAAAAUCACAGAAGCUGGAACAGGAGCAAGAUCUCCAGCAGGGGGCAGCAAAGGAGUCUUUAUUUCAGACCAUAGUCUCUCCAGGACACGAAAAGAGGUCUGAGAGAGGGGAGGAGAAGAAACAGCUAAACAACCUGAAGACCCACACCAAUGUAAUAUCUCAUCGCCGGAAACAAACUUUGAGAGCAAGAGCACAGCCUAGUGGUGAGAAAACAUUCACAACCUGUGUGCCCCAUUUACAAAAUUUGCUGCAAGAGAGGAACCAGCAGGGAAAAUCCCCCCCGGACUCUAAUGAUGGAACAUUCCAUGCAAGGCAGAUUGAGGUUUGUGACUCAGAUGAGGAGGAUGCGGAAGAGUCUAGAAUGCUGCUGGAAUAA